Vavraia culicis subsp. floridensis is the source of this 1314-nucleotide messenger RNA. RefSeq lists its product as uncharacterized. Bases 1 to 1020 code for a protein of 339 amino acids. Gene Ontology annotation, cellular component: vacuolar proton-transporting V-type ATPase, V1 domain. Gene Ontology annotation, biological process: proton transmembrane transport. NCBI's taxonomy places the organism in Eukaryota, Fungi, Microsporidia, Pleistophoridae. The record is from RefSeq and is a predicted model, not a curated record. The transcript has a single exon. Gene Ontology annotation, molecular function: proton-transporting ATPase activity, rotational mechanism.
AUGUACUUCUUCAUUUCCCUGCCGGUAGACAGCCGUGCAUCCGCAGUUAAUCUGCUCACGCACCUCAAGAAGCAGCACCUGGACGUGUUCAAGCUGAACGUGCCAAUCAACCACUGGUCAUCCUUCGGUGCAAUGAUUGAGCUUACCGAGCAGCUGGACGGGCUGUCUCGACAGGUGCUCGAUCUGUUCAACAAGCUUCUGACAGUCGAUCGCGACCUUGUCAAGAGUCCUUCGUUUGUGAAGAACGUUGACUUGAACAACAAGAUAGAACGUUUCGUGUGGCCGAGCGAGAAGUAUCCGCGGGCGGCGCUCGGUGACAUGUUUGAAAUGUUUGUGGAUGAGCUGGCGCUUAUCCGAAAGAAUUUUGAGCUUAGGAGCGCGAAUUACGAUCGCAGCAAACGAAAAAUGGUGGAUAUCAAGAAAAGGAAGAAUGGGACGUUGAAGGAGGUGGACCUUGCAAAUAUUGUGGAUGAGGAUGAGGACUUUGAGUUUCUUGCGUAUUUUUAUGUGCUGAUGGACCGGAAUAGGCGGUUCGAGGACGAGGACAUCAAGGAUUUGAUCUAUGUAAAGGAGGUUGCGGGCGACGAGGAGCAGCAUCUAGUGCGGUUUCUUGGGCUCAAGAGCAAGCGCGAGCAGAUCGAGAAGCAGCUUGUGGAGAGGAAGUACACCGUAAAGCAUUUUGAGCACUUUGAUGAGGACGUUGACCGGAUAGCAAUAGACUUCAGUGUUGUUGAGAAAGGAUACUUCACGUUCGUUGACACGUAUCUGCUGGAGUCGUUUGACCUUUUGCUGUGCGUAAAGCUCACAAAGCUGUACGUUGACAGUGUCCUGCAGUACGGCCUGCCCAACUCGUACAUUUUCCUCGGGCUAAAGGAUAAGAGCAUGGACGGUGUGGUAAAGAAGUGGAUAAAGGCGCUUAAGAACUUUGAUUUUGGCAAUAGGGUGGUAGACUAUAAGGCAUUUGAUGAACGCGUGGCGUACAGUUCUGUUGAGGAGGUGCUUGUGAAUGGAAAUGAAUAGGUGGCACCGUGCUGCAGAUGCGUAUUGGUGCACGACCGGUUUUUAAUAAAGAGAUACGAACACAUGUGGCUGUGGUUGCACGCCUUUUUUGGUUUCUUGCGUUUGAAGCGCAGUUUUACGUCUUUUGGCAUGGUCAAUUCACACCGAUCGGGAUCGUGAAUAGGAUGCGGAAGUGCACAACGAGGUGCAGUCCUGAAAUGAGGAUGGUUCUAGCAGCGGAUAAAGUGUACGAUGAGCAGUUUUGUUGGUGUGGAGCGGUAAAAGAGAUGCAAAGAAUGGAUUAAACGUGCGAUU